Leptopilina heterotoma is the source of this 477-nucleotide messenger RNA. Its product is annotated as THAP domain-containing protein 1-like. The record is from RefSeq and is a predicted model, not a curated record. Lineage: Eukaryota; Metazoa; Arthropoda; Insecta; Hymenoptera; Figitidae. The coding region runs from base 70 to 459 and encodes 129 amino acids. The transcript is spliced from 3 exons.
UUUGAAUGUACUGUAUGUAUUUGUGCUCAACUGUUUGUGCUUGUUUGCAAACAGUUGGAGAAGCGUGAUAUGAGCGUGAUUUACAAAUUUUAUGCAAAAAUGUUAUAUUGUAGUGUAGAAAAUUGCAAAAAUGGGACAUAUACGAAAAUGUGCCAAGGAUUUUCAUCGUUUAGGUUACCAAAAUCUAAUUCAACUCGAAGAAAAUGGCUCAAAUUCGCUGGGGUUAAAGAAACUACAAAGUUUCGAAUCUGUGCGGAACAUUUCGACAAAAAAUGUUUUAAAACAUUUCAACCCAGGCCCUUAUUGAAGCCAGAUGCAAUUCCAACUUUGCACAAGGAAAAGAAGUGCACCGCAGGGCGAAGUAGCAAGGUAAGCAGCGAGAAAGAAAUUGUCAAUAUUGCUACUACUAUUGGCACGUUUUUUUAUAUACACAUGUAUUUUUUGAAUGACGACAAAUAAAAAUAUUUUUUAAAUUAA